Messenger RNA from Leucoraja erinaceus (little skate), 2526 nucleotides. Its product is annotated as G-protein coupled receptor 55-like. Lineage: Eukaryota; Metazoa; Chordata; Chondrichthyes; Rajiformes; Rajidae. The transcript has a single exon. Gene Ontology annotation, molecular function: G protein-coupled receptor activity. The record is from RefSeq and is a predicted model, not a curated record. Gene Ontology annotation, cellular component: membrane. The coding region runs from base 931 to 1800 and encodes 289 amino acids. Gene Ontology annotation, biological process: positive regulation of Rho protein signal transduction; phospholipase C-activating G protein-coupled receptor signaling pathway.
AAACCGAGAUGAGAAGAACUUUUUUCACACAGAGAGUGGUGAAUCUCUGGAACUCUCUGCCACAGAGGGUAGUUGAGGCCAGUUCAUUGGCUAUAUUUAAGAGGGAGUUAGAUGUGGCCCUUGUGGCUAAGGGGAUCAGGGGGUAUGGAGAGAAGGCAGGUACGGGAUACUGAGUUGGAUGAUCAGCCAUGAUCAUAUUGAAUGGCGGUGCAGGCUCGAAGGGCCGAAUGGCCUACUCCUGCACCUAUUUCUAUGUUUCUAUGUUUCUAUGUUUUGCUCAGCUCACCAAGACAUUGUUUGGGAACAUCUACUCAAACAUUGCAGUGGUCUGUUCACCAACGCUGCCUUUCCCAUGCACUGAUCACAGGUGCGAUGAGAUCAACUUGUUUUCGUAGACUUUGGAACGUAUGGCUGCUAAUUUUGCUGACAACUCCAUUUCACAAUGUAGCUGAAAUUGUCAGUUCAACCCUUACACUACACUACCCCACAGCAAUAAAGGCCCAUAACAUGUCUCUGGGAUAUAUGAGCACCCCCAGUAGCCCAGGAGUCACCCCUUAAUCAUAGUGGGGUUUUGUUAUGUUUUUUUUAGUUUAUUUUAGAGAUAUUGAAAUAUUCCCUAACCAAAGCGAACAGUGUUCUUCCAUCUCACAACCUAUCGUUAGAUUUUGUUAUGAAAUAUUUUGAAAUAUUGGGACAUAAACACACAGGAUGUGGGCGCUGCUAUAAACUAGUUUGACAAGCAAGAGGGUAAUGACUUGCCGAAGAAAUCCAUUGGUAGAUCUUGGUAAUUUUAUAGGUGCAUUUAUAAUACCUAAGUGAUCCAAUGAUAGGUUUUUUUUUGUUUCUUAAACUGUGAGCAAUUGACUUUGUGGCAGCAAUAAGAACAGAUUUACUAAGUCGGGUACAGUGUUUCUUUGGCUCCUCACGAAGAUGCCUCGUUUGAAUGGCACGAUGGAACAUGACUUUGUGAAGACAUUCCAGUAUGUCAUCCACAUCCCAACAUUCAUCCUGGGCCUGGCCAUCAAUUCAGUGGCGCUUUCGAUACUUUGCUUCAGAUUGAAGAAUUGGACAGAGUCUACGAUCUACAUGACCAACCUGAUAUUGUCCGACCUGCUUCUGCUUUGCUCGCUGCCUUUCAAAAUGCACGCCUUCCAGAAAGGGGAAGGUUGGCAUCUCGAUCCCAGCUUCUGUGACUUCGUGGAGUCCCUGUAUUUCGUCAACACCUACGCGACCAUCCUGGUAAUCAUGCUGAUCUCUCUGGAUCGUUACAUCGCUAUCAGGCAUCCCAUUCUGGCAAGAACCCUCCGCUCACCGAAGAAAGCCACCGUCGCCUGCAUCAUUGUGUGGCUCUGUGUCUGGUCUGCAAGUAUUCCCAAUUACUCCCAGACAAAUACUCAGCAGUGCUUUUCGAAUUUCACUACAUUUUGGGACCGUGGUAUAAUCCCCUUGAUCAUGCUUGCUAUAUUUUUGAUUGCUGCCUUUGCUAUGAUUUUCUGCAGUAUUACGAUAAUAAGAACGUUGCAAAGAGUGGUUGAAGAGACAGAAAUAGACAUGAGCACAUCUAUGAAAAUAAUCUCUUGUAACCUGGUAACUUUUCUUCUCUGCUUUACCCCAUGUCACGUGGCCAUGUUACUGUACCUUAUGGUCAGGAAUAAUUACAUACCGGACGAUUACCAUGCACCGCUGCGUGUGUUUCUCCAGACCUCCCAGAUUCUGGCAACAACUAACUGUUGUCUGGAUGCCAUGUAUUACUAUUUGAUCAUUAAGGAGUACUGGGAAUCAAAAAUUACAAACGCUUGAUUGCCUGCUUGCCUUCAUUACUUGAGCAAUAACGGACCAUCAGUCUGAAGAUGGGUGCUGACCCAAAGUGUCACUGUUUCCUUUUCUCCAGAGAUGCUGCCUGACACGUUGAGUUACUCCAGCUUUUUGUGUCUAUCUUCAAUGGAUACGGAAAGUUCUCUUCCGAUUUUAUUUUGACAUGCGGUCUCCUGUCACCAUUUCGACAACGCUGACAGGCUGAAAUGGGGAGGGAAUUACAUUGUGUGAUAUUUGUAAAAUCAAAGUCCAUCUUAUUAGCUUGUAUAUUUCCAACACACAAACUGGUAGUAUCAUGAAUACAUUUUUAAAAUUAACUUCAAUGCAGUUGUGUGUGCUUGGCCUGCUUGGUUAGAUUGGUAGCAGUUAUGUGAUUGUAAAUUAAUAUGCUGGUGUUGAGUGAUCUUGUCAAAGAAAGUUGUUCUUGUUAGAAAAUGUCAGCAUUCACUAAUUAUCUAGGUGUUUAUUUGGUUUGUUAGUUUAGUUUAUAAAUACAGCACAGAAACAGGCCAUUCGGCCCACAGAGUCCGUGCUGACCAGCGAUCACCCAUACACUAGCUCUAUCAUAGAAACAUAGAAAUUAGGUGCAGGAGUAGGCCAUUCGGCCCUUCGACACUAUCCUACACACUUACAAACCUGCACAUCUUUAGAAUGUUAGAGGAAAACCAAUGCAGUCACAGGGAACAUAUACAAACUCCAUUUAGACAGCCC